AUGGGUGCAGUUAUGGCGGUGAAUAUUAGGGGGGCCAGCUUGAUCAUCGCAGUCGAUCUGCAAUCUCGGCGAUUGAAGUUGGCUAAGAAAUUAGGAGCUAGCCAUGCUGUUGUUGGCUUGGAUGAGGAUGUCUUUGCACAGAUUCAGAAGAUCUCGGGGUCAAAUGGUGUGGACUACACCGUUGACUGUGCUGGUAUACCCCAGGUGGUUGAAAAAGUUUUGGACUGCCUUGGAACUCGUGGAAAAGCAGCAACUAUGCUACCUUAUCUUAUUGAGCAACAUGCAAAUGCCAACUUUCCUCUUGAUGAGAUUGUGUCAUUCUAUCCAGUGAAGGACUAUGGGACUCCGUUCAAGGAAAUCAAAGAUGGCGAGGAAUUGAAGGCUGUUCUUUUCUGGAAUAAGCAAGUUAUACUGGGGAAAUAUUAA
Messenger RNA from Penicillium soppii, 426 nucleotides. RefSeq lists its product as uncharacterized. Bases 1 to 426 code for a protein of 141 amino acids. The transcript is spliced from 2 exons. The record is from RefSeq and is a predicted model, not a curated record. Lineage: Eukaryota; Fungi; Ascomycota; Eurotiomycetes; Eurotiales; Aspergillaceae.